AUGGCUUUGGGCUCCAACCUCUCGUCUACCGAUGGGCUUGACCCGAGGACUGCCCACGCCCGAAAUCGCCGGCAUCUCCAAACAUUGCGCAAGUCAAUCGUAGGGCCCAUACCUUUCGACGUCUUCUUUGAGCGGGCUUUAGGGAACGCGAUUUCGGACGACAGGGAUGUGCUGUUAUCCUCAACGAACGCGUUCAAGUCGGUGCCGUCUACGGCCAACACGCCGGAGGAGAUAUACGAGCCUUUGAUAGUCGCCCUCAACAAACAGACGAAGUACAAGUCUCGUUGUCCCGGCUUCGUCUUCGAGAACACCGCUCGGCGUAGCUCCCACCCCAAACAUCCUGGUUAUGCCAAACCCCAUAUAUCAUGUGUCAGCAGACGUAACGCCGAGAACGUGCGGCGAUUGGACCGUCGCUCUCGCUCGGAACUUGGCUAUGCGGAGCUUAUCAUUCAAGCAACCCCCGACGCCGCUCAUGACUUGUUCACCGACCCUCCGCCCGACCUCGAGGUGGAGCAGCGCGCGUCCUUCGAUUUCGUUCCCCCGAAAGGCGAACGUCAAAUACGACAGGAGGCUGAAGAUGCAUUCGGACUUCACGUUGCUUUCAUAGUCGAGAUCUUCGCCCGUCAACACCGCAACCACUGCCACUCGAUCUCCGUGGCUGGCUCGCGGGCUCGACUGUAUCGCUGGGACCGUGCUGGUUGUAUCGUGUCCGAAGCUUUCGAUAUUCGCGAGCAUCCCGAAAUACUCUGCGAAUUCCUGUGGCGGUUCUCGCGGACGACCGACGCUAUGCGCGGUCAUGACCGCACUGUCAUGCCGGCUACAUUGGAGAUGGAGCUACGUUUUAGAGAUGCCAUCAAGGACUAUGUUCGAUCCCAGCUAGGAAUCGAUGUCUUCCUGAAAGACACUUGGCGGGUCGAAUCCGACGGAGGCGUUGAAGGCGACUUGCUAGCCCAUUUUGACGACCUAGGUGUGCGUAACGUGCCAGAGGUUGUGACAUACGGGGAUGUGCCAGACUACAUACCCAACGAACGCCAUAAUGUCACAAUCUGGCAGACUACACAUACCGCCGGUGCGGCGCUGAGGCGCUGGGCAUGUCGCAUUGCGGGCCAGCCUAUCUCUGUGACAGAUGUACAGCGCUAUCGUCUGGUCUUGGGCACUGUUGGGUACGGGAUAUCCACCAUCAAGGGUACGGAAGAAUUAUUGCAUGCGACGUACGAUGCAUUUACAGCCAUGAGAGACGCACACGCCAAGGACUCGCGUAUUCACCGAGACAUCUCUGUCGGCAACAUCAUACUGGUCAAAGAGCCCGGGCAAGAUAUUCGCCGGGGAUAUCUCAUCGACUGGGAGGCGUCCAGUGUCAUCGAUGCCACUGGAGAGUCCUUGCAACCGGGACGCGCUGGGACGUGGCAUUUCAUGUCAUGGCGGAUGCUAGACAGAGUGCAUGCGAACAGCAAACAUACCUUCCUGGAUGACAUGGAGUCCCUCGUCCAUCUGGUACUUUACUGUGCCCUCCUCUACUUAUCCCAUGCUCUCGAGAAGGAGGCGCUCCUCCAGGCAUUCCACGAGUACUUCGAGGCCAUGGGCGGCGUCCCACCUGGACCUGCCCACGGCGGUGACUUGAAGUGCAGGACCGCGCACGAUAGAGGCCUCAUCAGGGAAGCCCAAUUCGGUAGCGCAUCGCUCGCGGAGUGGCUCACUACAAUGCUGGAGAUGCAGUGCCCGCCCGGGUGGAGGACGGAAGGAUAUAACUACGGGAAAUGCUGGACACCCGAACACGUCGAUGCGUUCUGGUCCGAGUUCCUCCGCACGCACACCCUGGAACGCGACGACCGGGUUGUCCACGACGUCACGAAGGUGCAACGCUACGACUAUGACGAGCUGUCGGUGACGGCGCCGACUGCACCCCCGACGCCGGUGGCCACGCCAGCGCUGACACGCAAGCGUUCUGCCGCAGAAAGGGACCUCCCAGAAGGCGAGCACGACUCGAAACGCCGACGGUCUGUUCGCCUACAAGGCGUGCUCGCUCCUUCGCCCGGCGCGGCCCCACCGCGUACUACAGAUGGCCCAAGGCGAAGCGAACGCAUCAAGGUCAUACAAGAUCGCGCCGGGCGGUUGCCUGUGCCCACUACACGAACGACCGCCACCACACGGGCGGCCGCGCCCGCAGCAACAAGUUCCUCGGCCGCUGCUCGGGCCUCUACGAGAGGUCGGGGACGAGGUCGCGGUCGAGUGCGCAAGUGACCUCGAUUGGCUCCUUAGUUCGUUCAUCCCCGC
This is a messenger RNA of Trametes versicolor FP-101664 SS1, 2274 nucleotides long. RefSeq lists its product as uncharacterized. NCBI's taxonomy places the organism in Eukaryota, Fungi, Basidiomycota, Agaricomycetes, Polyporales, Polyporaceae. Bases 1 to 2241 code for a protein of 746 amino acids. The transcript is spliced from 6 exons. The record is from RefSeq and is a predicted model, not a curated record.